AUGGUACAGCUCCAACCCAGUGGGCCAGAAUGGCAAGGGUCACCUCCAAAGCACGGUCACCUCUCAGAGAUUGACCCUGAGUUCGCCCAGCUCAAGGACGAGGCCGACAAAAACUUCGCAAUACUGUGGUCACUGCCGUUGGACCAGUUCAAGGCCGCUUGGUUGAGCGCCCCAGUCCCGUUUCCUGAGAAUGCUCCUCAGCCUGGCCAGGACUACCAAGUUCUGGAGCAGCUCGUUCCAGUCCGCGAUGGCACGAACGUAGGCCUCAAAGUCUACAGGCCAUCGAAAUGUCAGAGCAAGACUACUCUGGUUCUGAAAGCGCAUGGAGGAGGAUGGGUGGUUGGGAGCCACGAGACCGAGGAGGUCGAGAACCGUUUCCUGGCCGCCAAAGGCAACGCUGUCGUUGUCAGUGUUGAUUACCGCAUGGCACCCGAGUACAAGUAUCCCUACGCCAUCGAUGACUGCUUCGAUAUCCUCCAAUGGUGCAAAUCAAAUGCAGAAGCUUUGAGCAUUGAUCCCCAACGUAUUAUAGUGGCUGGUGGCAGCGCAGGUGGUAAUAUUGCAAUACUGGCCCAGAAAGCGAGGGACGAGAAGGUCUCAGGAAUCGUCGGUCAGAUUCUGAACAUCCCCGUGACAUGCCAUCCGAAACUGUUCCCCUCCGAUCGGUACCCUGUCGGAAGCUACCAGCAGAACAAGGAUGCCAGUGUCAUCGACGCCCCAAAGAUGCUCUGGUUUUGGGAUCAAUACCUGCCCAAUGCCGAACCUGAGGUCUACGCGAGUCCUCUACUUGCAAAGGACUUCAGUGGACUGCCACCAGCUUUAAUCCAAGUCGCUGGCAUGGACCCUCUGCGUGACGAGGGUUUGGCAUACGCCGAAGCGCUGAAGGCAGCUGGAGUUCCAGUAACUCUGCACACCUUCAAAGGCUUGCCUCACGGGUUCUACUUCUUCCCCCAGUUGAAGCAGUCUCUGGAGUACUGGAUGAACUGUGUUGACUUUGUUCAAAAGUUAAGUGGAAAGCCGGCGGCUGCAUCGUGA
Messenger RNA from Cladophialophora yegresii CBS 114405, 1035 nucleotides. RefSeq lists its product as uncharacterized. Bases 1 to 1035 code for a protein of 344 amino acids. NCBI's taxonomy places the organism in Eukaryota, Fungi, Ascomycota, Eurotiomycetes, Chaetothyriales, Herpotrichiellaceae. The transcript is spliced from 5 exons. Gene Ontology annotation, molecular function: hydrolase activity. The record is from RefSeq and is a predicted model, not a curated record.